Messenger RNA from Triticum turgidum subsp. durum (durum wheat), 438 nucleotides. The record is from the annotation of a GenBank genome assembly. Lineage: Eukaryota; Viridiplantae; Streptophyta; Magnoliopsida; Poales; Poaceae.
AUGGCCGCCGCCGCCUCCUCCACCGUCUCCGGCCUCGCCGGCGCCGCGCUCGCCCGCCGGCCAGCCUUCUCUACCAGCUUCACGAGUGGCGGCCGGGUGUCGGCGAGGAACCCGCUGAUGACAAGGAACCUGGAGAGGAACGGCAGGAUCACCUGCAUGACGUUCCCGCGGGACUGGCUGCGGAGGGACCUGAACGUGAUCGGGUUCGGGCUGAUCGGGUGGCUGGCGCCGUCGAGCAUCCCGCUGAUCAACGGCAACAGCCUGACGGGGCUCUUCUUCUCCAGCAUCGGCGAGGAGCUCGCCCACUUCCCCUCGCCCCCGGCUCUCCAGUCGCAGUUCUGGCUGUGGUUGGUGACGUGGCACCUGGGUCUGUUCAUCGCGCUCACCUUCGGCCAGAUCGGGUUCAAGGGCAGGACCGAGGACUACUUCCAGAAGUAG